Penicillium arizonense is the source of this 1827-nucleotide messenger RNA. RefSeq lists its product as uncharacterized. The record is from RefSeq and is a predicted model, not a curated record. The coding region runs from base 1 to 1827 and encodes 608 amino acids. Lineage: Eukaryota; Fungi; Ascomycota; Eurotiomycetes; Eurotiales; Aspergillaceae. The transcript is spliced from 4 exons.
AUGGCUUCGCCUGAGAUUCCUGUUCCUGCACUCCAUGCACCUCAUAGUGCAAGCGAAAAGAAGCGUCCAGAGUCAUCACUGCCCCCGGUCAUCGAGGACGAAUCCAGUCCGUAUCCAUCCCAUCCAAUUGUCCAGCUUCAAGGCCCAUUUGAAGAAUCAAUUGUGGAGACGACCAACGACUCAGCAAAGGAAUGGGUUGUUGAGAUUGACGCGCAGACACGACGGCGGGAUCUAUUGGAAAGCGACGAAUAUCAUCCAUUUUGGAAAUUGAUCUCCCAAAUGGUAUUUGGAGUCCAUCUCCUAGGCAAGAGACUGGCCAAAUCGGACGUUUCAGUCAUGAAAAUUCUCCAGACCCACGUCGAUGAGCUAGACGGCUUUUUGCAAAGGACCACUGAAGACCUUUUGAUCAUCCGAUUAGAUGUUCGCACCCGGAUUCAGUAUCUCAGUCUGCCUCUGGGGAAUCUAGAGGUCUUUGAUGAAAUGCUCCAAGAUCGGGGCUUCCGACUAUCGGUUGUGGCUUAUAAUGACCAGAUCGAACAUUCCAUCCACAGAUUCACUCUGGCUAUUACAGAUGCCCUCAAAGAUCUCCAAAAAGCAAAGGAGGCGAUGGGCGCGCUCUGGUUCUACUUCCGAGAGCUUGCGGACGAGGGCUGUUUUGAGAUCGACAGCCUCAACGCCUUCCGUCAGGCCAUGAUGGACAACAUGGAGGGUUGGAUUGUUGCUAUUUCAAAGCUUCGUCGACGAGGCGCCGCUCUCCAGAAGGCUCUGUGUCAAUUGGGUCUCGCAACUACUGAAAUGCAACGCCGCGUGGGUGUAGCGAGUAGAAAGGAUGUGCGAUCAUUCGUGCAACAAACUAAGAAGACCGCAAGACGAAGCAAGUCAGUCAGGCAGAGACUCUUUGAAAAAGAACCGUCCAUUCCGGAGAAGCCUCUCCCUCGCGAUCCAUUAUCAAAACCAAAGCGAACAACUUCCAAGAGUCCAUCAGCCACACCUCAAGAGCAACCCAAGACUCCCGCAGAUCCAACCCACCAAAGCGAUGGUCUACGACGCAAGAUCAUCAGUCGGGCCAAAUCAUGCAGUGCCAUUGUAGGAGAAGCCAGCGCCGGCGCUGGCAACGAACCACCACCUCUUCCAUCAACACCUUCAACACCUGGACUACUCAAGCGAAAGCUGUCCAAACCAUUCUUACCCAAACGAUCCGCCAGUGAAAAGAUCAAUCUCAACCAAACCCGACCUAAGACAGCACCUUCACAGCCAUCAAGGCCAUCACGCGCUAUUUCAAUAGAACAACUACGAGCAUUCUGCACAACGCCACGGCCAGGAACCCGACAAUCCAUGGUCAAAUCGCCCACGCAAGCUCGACAAGAGACCCACAAUAAGCUCACUAGCAGCCGGGAGAGCAUGAAAGACCAACUCUCCCAAUUCCUCAAAAGCGACCGCGUGGUCGAAGCCUGGGAUAACGUCUCCAAGAACGCGUCAUGCUGUGCACGGCCACUCGCAAAGACCAAGGAAUGGCCCAGCAGCAUCUUCCGCACUAAAUCGUCUACUACUUUACAAAACCAAGACCAAAAUGACCUCUCCGGGCCGGACCUGGAAAGGCAGAUGUCGUGGGUAGAGGAGACGUUCGAUGUCCUGCCUACCUACUCAUUCAAGCCGAAACCCGACAUUUCGCCCCGGAUCCACGUCCUGUCAGUGCAGAUGACCCUGGAAGAGGAAGCCAAUGUGACCGCUGGCCGAGAGGCGAGUUUGGACAUGAGGAGUGAGUCUGGUUCGAUCACGGCGCUACCGGCUGUGCCGGCUCCGACGGUUUCUAAGCCACCGGCUUGA